This is a messenger RNA of Bombus pascuorum, 2498 nucleotides long. Its product is annotated as transforming growth factor beta regulator 1. Bases 755 to 1684 code for a protein of 309 amino acids. The record is from RefSeq and is a predicted model, not a curated record. NCBI's taxonomy places the organism in Eukaryota, Metazoa, Arthropoda, Insecta, Hymenoptera, Apidae. The transcript is spliced from 5 exons. Gene Ontology annotation, biological process: regulation of cell cycle. Gene Ontology annotation, cellular component: nucleus.
GGCUAAUGAUCCCCAACGUUUUGCAAGUGCGAUGCUUAGCAUAUUCGGGCAUUCUUUGUACAAUCGUCAAUGUAGAUGAACGUCGAAGCGAAACUACGCAAGUUCGGUAUUUUUAAAUCAUCAUAACGUGCUGUAAACGCGACUAUUCUAAACUCGCUCGUAGCAUUGUCUUACAGAGAAAUAUCCUAAUGAACAAAUUAGUCAUGACAUCGAAUCUUGUCUGCAGAUAACUUGUUCUUCUGUUUUUAUCAUUUCUGUAAACGAAUACGCAUGCAAAACAUAUACAUCACGUCAGAAAUAUUAUUCGCAGCCUAUCAACUACUGAAAUUACUAUUAAAAUGAAAUUCAAGUUUUAUUAUAAUAUAGAAACAUUACCGCUAGGAAAGUAAAUUUAAUGUUAAAGCUACAAAGAUAUUGUGUAUGAAGAAUACACUAAAAUUCUACUGACCAUUCUACUGAUCCAUUAUGGUUUUAAAGGAAAGGUUCUCUUUUCUUCUCUAAAAAAAAUUAAACAAUUAAUUUCUCUUUCUAAGACAAUUAAGUUUAAUUAUUGUGCGAUUUUGUUAUUCUCAUAUUUGUCUAUAUCAAAUAUAAUAGUUUUCCAUAAAACCGUAUAAUGAAAUAGGCCCUUAUAACGUAGAAUCACAGCGAGUAUAGCUUAUUUGUGGAAGAACUAAAUGGUUUCUUGUAUAUCUAGCGUAGAACUUCAGUUCUUGGCCGCGUGGUGCAGCAUCUGUAGUGUAGAACUAGAACAAUGGGCGUGAGCUCUCUCAUUUCCUCUCUGGAAAAUGCAGCAUUAUGUGACCAAGUUGCACAAAUGCAAGAAAAUCUUAUGCUUGUAAAAGAAGAGAGACUGUUUCUUUUACGUAAAUUAUGUCAACAACAGGGAGAUAUAGAUCCUUCUACUAUGAUAGCUCGAUCUCAAUCAAACAGUAUUAAUCCUAGUUCGCUUAAUCCAGAAUGCUCUACUCCUAAAAAAACUGCAAAGAAAAGAGCUUCGACUGAUGGCUCAGAAACAAAAAAUAAGGCUAAACGUUACAAUAAAACUGCGAGGAAAGUAGUCCAAUUAAUACCAUUGGAUGUCCAUGGGAGACCUAUAUUUCCUAUUUCUUUAGGUGAUCUUACUGUCUACUCCCUUGGAGAAGUAGUAUCGGACAGAAUAGCUUAUCAUACAGAGGAUCUCAUUUAUCCAGUAGGUUACUGCAGUACUAGGGUAUAUGCUAAUUUAAGGGAUGUAAGAACAAAAAGUUUAUAUACGUGUAAGAUAUUAGAUGGUGGACCAAAACCAAGAUUUGAAAUUGUAUCUGAUAAUGAUCUAGAUCAGCCUCUGGUUGGCUCUACUCCUGAUGAGUGUCAUUCCAAAUUAUUAAUGGCAAUUUCUCUUGCACUUCGUACAAUAGCACCGAAAGGUGCUGAUUUUUUUGGGAUUUCACAUCCUACUAUACAAAAUCUUAUACAAAGUACACCUGGAACUCGUAAAUUGGCUAUGUAUAAACAACAACGUUUCGAAGUAAGCAAGAAUCAACCAAUGGAAAGAGGAACAAGUCCAAUAAUGGAAGAAGAAACAGAUCCAGGACUUGGAUUUGCUGCUUUACAUAGGCAUUAUGCUUUAGCAAAUUCGUACAGAAUUAAAGAAGAACCAUCUGAUAGUGACCUUUUAGCUCUUCAGGAGCUUCUCUCGUGACUUUCAUAUUGUUAAUAAAAAGAAUUUUUAAUUUCAGAAAAAAUAACAUUCUACUUUAUGUAUUUGUUUGAAUAUUAAUUUUUAAAUUAUGUAUACAUUAAUUUUUUAUAUAAAAAGAUAUAAAAUCUGUUAAAAUUUGCAACGUUUAUUUCAAAAAUUAUUUUGUACUAUUUAUUAGGCUACAUAUAGUAUAUAAAACAAUUUACUUUCACCUUAUUAAAAUAAUAUAUAAAUAAAAUUACAAUAAAUAAUUUGUUAUUUGGAGAAUGUUAUCUUGUAAAUAUUGACUGGAUAUGUUAUAAUUUUGAUUGCAUUGUAUUAUUAUGAAACUACGUUAUUUUAAACAAAUUUUAAUUGCAUGUCAAUGUAAACAGAUUUUGUCGUAAAAAUAAUUUUUGCUAUUUAACGAAUGUGAUUAAAUAAAUCAACUUUAGUUUUAAUAUUAAAUAUUUUACAAUUAUAAUUAAUAUUAAAUUAAUGAUAUUAUUACGUAUUUUACGAUUUAAGAAUUAGAAAUAGUAAUAUAGAAACAAAUUACUAUUAAAUAUUAAUUAUUAUUAAUAUUAUCUGCCAAGGUUUGUGUAUUGUAUAAAGCAACAUAUCUCCACAAAUUUAAAUAAAGAAUGAAUAAAUAACUAUACUAUAUAUAUCAAUCAAUGUUUAACGAAAAAAUUAUUUUUUGUUGUACAAAUGUGUGAGCAACUAUAUUUAUAUUUUUCCAGUGAUAUAAAUUAUAAACAGUAUUACAAAUUUUAUACAAUUAUUUUACCCAAGCAUAUUAUAUUUUUCAUUUAAUAAUGAUAAUAAUAAAAAU